AGAAGAUAAACAACUUCAUUUCAUCUCAACUGCACAUAUUUCCUCCUCAUAAUUCAAGCAGCCACAAUGGCGUCUGUGGUACUGUUGAGGCAUCUUGUCAUCUUCUUCUGUCUGCUUCAUCUGCACUUUCAAAGCAUUCAGGGUGUACCGAACACUCUCUGCCUUGAUAAAAUGACCCAGUAUUUUUAUGAUCAUGUCCAGCCAAAGCAAGGGAAACAAAAUUUUCAGUAUGCACUUGCAAUCGCUGUCCAGGAGGAUCAGUGUACAAAUGAACAAUCUGAUAUCCAGACAGAAUUCAGCUUGACAGAUGCUGCAAAUGUGAGAAAUCUUCUCAAUGGGAAAAUGAAAUGUGAACUCUGCACAUCAUCAAAAAAUGUUAUUGCCUCACGACCAGUUCCAAUAAGUAAAAAAAAAGAUGAACACUCUGAGCAUGUUCUGCUCUAUCCUGUAGGUAACUCUCUCAUGGACAAACUUCUAACAGAGAAAUCCAAGUCGGACUGUGUAGUGUUCUUUUCGUACAACUCACCUUGUGUGAAAACAUGCCUUCAGAGUAACGACAAUAUUAAGGAAGGCCUUAGUAAUUGGAUAAAUAAAAGAAAAGACACAACGAAUGCUUUUGUCUUCCAAGAUGUUUGGCAGAAUGACAAGCGCAGCGUUCUCGAGGAAGAAUUUAAAAACAUUAAUGCUAUAGUGCCUCUUUAUCGGUGUGCGAUAACCGCCAAUGUGAUGAAGUGUCAGAAAUGUGUGGAUAAUAAUAAUGUUGUGGAUUCCUUCUGUCUGCCUAAUGAAAAUCCAGUCCUUUUCCUCUUCCAGGAAAUGGCUACCUCAGCGCUUGAACUAUGGAGUUUUGUUAGUGUACUCUUGCCCAUCACACUCAGUGGGCUAUGAAAUCAUAAUUAUCACACAACACAAGAGA
Carassius carassius (crucian carp) is the source of this 916-nucleotide messenger RNA. RefSeq lists its product as uncharacterized. The transcript is spliced from 3 exons. The record is from RefSeq and is a predicted model, not a curated record. The coding region runs from base 67 to 888 and encodes 273 amino acids. NCBI's taxonomy places the organism in Eukaryota, Metazoa, Chordata, Actinopteri, Cypriniformes, Cyprinidae.